CGCUCCUCGCUCCAGCACAAGACCGGCUCCCAGUUCGUCUAUCCUCGGUCGGAUCGGUGUUAUUCGAAGGUGUAGCUGAAGUUUUGCCGACUAGUUCAAGUGUCCCCAUCGUGUCGGUGUUGCAGAAGAGGAGUGUGGUGCAAAGUGGGGAGACAGGAAGAGGCGACAGACCUGCGCGCGGCUCAGCUGAACGGUCUGGAGCGUCAUAGGCGUCAGGUCGGUCGGCCGAACAGCUGGCCACCGGAGAUCGUUAGGUGUACCAGCUCAAGAACGACGCAGUAGUUCUAGUCUCGCGAAGUGAUAAACGAGCACGCGAAACCGCAUUAGCGCGCCCCAUGACCAGUGAAUGAGGUAAAGUGAAGUUCCUGCGCAUUGGCGACAGUUUUGGAAAACCCUCACGUAGUGCGCACCUUUUGAUCCGGCUGUGACCCGGCUGUGACCCGUCGACGCUGCAGCUGCGGCACGCUGGUGACCUUUGACCUGCCGGUGACCUCGUCGGACCAUUGGAUGCUCAGCCGUCGUGGCUCGACAGGGACAAGGCGAGGGGGCGAUUCAGGGGAGCCGCGGAGCCAGGAGACCUUCCACCUUCACCACGGACAGCCCCGUGCGCCCCGAGUCAGUGGGAGAUGGUCGGGCGGGGUUGUGCGCGGCCUGCGUGAUGGAUUACCGGACGGCCGGUGAGCUGACGGGCGUACAGGCCGACAAGGGCCAGUCGUACGUCACCGUCAUCCCUGUCGAGUACGCCCGCAGGAUGCCGGCAGGCCACGGAUUCCUCGACGACAGAUACUCCAGGGAGUACAUGCGAGAUCGGCUGCCCCCAGAGUACCUGGUACGCGAGUACAAGAAGGUCUCCCGCUAUGAGGAGAUGCGGUACUACGGCGGCGGCGGCGGCGGGGGCGGCGGCGGUCCGCCCCUCUCCUCCUCGCGCCCCCAGCCGCCGCUCUCCAGUUACGACCUGGGCGGCCUGGGCGGGGGCGGCGGCGGGGGCGGCAGCCGGCGGCGGUUCGAGCAGCUCGACCCUCGAGUCCAGUGUUACCCGCUGUCCAACACAUUGGGUCGCAGGAAGCCGGAGCACAAGAUCCGCGACCCUCUGGACGUGCACGAUGUCCAGCUCAGCCACUACAAGUCGUCUCAUCCGCACCACGCGGCGACGCUGCACCACGGGGCCAGUAUGCACUCUUCGCGCACCCCUCAGCACAGUCUACAGUCGCACAUGGUACCGCCUCACAGUCAGCAGCAGCUGCUGGGGCCGCCGCACAGCAGCCAGGGCCAGCACAUGAGCCAGGCGCACUCGGCCCAGCAGCUGCACUCGGCGCAGCAGAUGGAUCCGCGCUCCAACCAGCACCCUGGUCAGCAGCAGGCUGGUCAGCAGCACCCGAACCAGCACUCGAGUCAGCAGCACCAGAUGCAGCAGCUGUCCGGCCAGUCCCACCCCGGCCAGCACCCCGGUCAGCAUCCUAGUCAGCAUCCUAAUCAGCAUCCUAGUCAACAUCCUAGUCAGCACCCUGGGCAACACCCUGGACAGCACCCUGGCCAGCACCCUGGCCAGCACCCUGGCCAGCACCCGUCUCAGCAGCACGUGCCUCCCGGAGCCCGCUACGAUCCUCUGAAACACCAGCGACUCUACGACAAAGGUCUCUACGCCGACAUGAUGAAGGAAAAGCACGACAAGACCAUCUACAACGAGCGGAUGCGGGAGACCCACUCGGAGCCCAGCGUGCUGGGUCUGCACGCGCACGGCCGGCGCACGCCACCGUCGUUCGCUCCUCCGUCUGUGAGCAUGCCGCCGCCGCUGCCGGUCAGUGUGCCGCCGCCGCUGCCGCCCACUCAGAUCCUUCCUCCGCCAGCCGGCUAUCAGAACCAGCCGACCAAGAGACCGCCGAGUCCCGCACCGCCGGCCCUGACCGCCCAGCAGGCCGGGCCCAUACCGGGGAAGAGCCACGCGCCCACACCCAGCAGGAGGAAGAAAAAAGUGGCGCCGCUGGAGGUGUGCGUGUACCUGAUGUCGCAGCAGGCGGUCCGGCUGCAGGCUGAUGACGGAGCGGAGCUGACGGCCACUCAGCUCCAGCAGUGUGUUAUGGAGGAGGAGGACCUGGGCCUGCCGCCGCUGGCCGCCCAGGUGUUCGGCAUCUGGAUGACAUCGUCACAUCUCGAGAUCCAGCUGAAGCCGCACCACAAGCCGUUCCACAUACGCCGCGAGUGGCGCACCCUGCUCAGCAAAUACUCCUCGGCCGACGAGGAGCAGAUCCUCAAGGACGAGCCCAUCGUCUCCUUUCAGCGCAACGUCUUCUUUUCAAAGAAGGAUGAAAUGAAAAUACGAGACCCGAGAGUCCUGGAGCUGCUGUACGAAGAGGCCAAGUUCAACAUCCUCGAGGGUCGCUAUCCGUGCGAGGCCAGCGACUAUGACAUGCUGGCCGGCCUGCAGGCGCGACUCGAGCUCGGGGCCUUCGACGCCGAGAUACACACGCCAGACUUCUUCAGGUCACACAUCUCCGAGUACCUCCCAGACCACGUCAUCAGCCACAGCUGGUCCCUCAUCAGCAAGAUCGGAGGCAAAGCCAGCGCCGAGGCGCGCAUCAUCGAACAGUUCCGCAGCAUACCGAGCGGUGCCACGCGCCGCAAGCUGGUGCGCAAGUACCUCGAGUUCUGCUGGUCGCUGCCGUACUACGGUAGCGCGUUCUUCCACAGUCAGGUGGAGCAGCCGACUCGGUCUGUGCUCUCCGUGUUUUACCG
This is a messenger RNA of Amphibalanus amphitrite, 2733 nucleotides long. RefSeq lists its product as uncharacterized. Lineage: Eukaryota; Metazoa; Arthropoda; Thecostraca; Balanomorpha; Balanidae. Gene Ontology annotation, cellular component: plasma membrane; cytoskeleton. The annotation marks the transcript as partial. The transcript has 7 exons. Gene Ontology annotation, biological process: negative regulation of canonical Wnt signaling pathway. The record is from RefSeq and is a predicted model, not a curated record.